CCCAUCUUCAGUGCAGGGACGUGUUCCACGUUUUCCAUUUUGGAAAGGCGGUUAUGCACAUCAAGCUACAGAAGGGAAGGUGCUUCAGCUUCACAAGAGGGAGAUAACACCACAGUAUAAAUAUUAUUAGAAACAACAACCGUAAUAGUAAUAAUGUCAACCAGGUAUCACAAAGCUGCCAUUGAUGGCUACCUGGAACUGUUAAAAGACGGUACCAGGAAAGACCUGAAUACCCCAGAUGAAGACGGCAUGACCCCCACUCUCUGGGCGGCUUAUCACGGGCACGCAGAGGCGCUUCAGCUCAUCUGCAGCAGAGGUGGGGACCCUGACAGAAGUGACAUUUGGGGGAACUCUCCUUUGCACCAUGCUGCAGCUAAUGGGCACAUGCACAUCAUCACUUUCCUGGUGAACUUCGGCGCCAACAUCUUCUCCCUGGACAAUGACUUUCACACCCCGAUGGACGUGGCCGCAUCCAAGGACCGCAUGGAGUGUGUUCGUUUUCUAGAUGCCGCAGCAACCAAGCAGACUGCCCACAACCCCAAGAAGGUGGCCAAGCAGAAGGAACAGGCCAGCAAGGAGGCAACGAAGAAGGUCAAGAUCUGUGAGAAGGUCCAGCAGAAGCACGAGAGCAAAAUGAACAAGAUCUACCAUCGGGAACAUCAAUUGUCCCACUCUGGGUCCGUGAGGUCUUCCAUUGAGACAGGGACGAUAAACAGCAUGGACGAGCAGUUCUCCAAACUCAUCGCCGCCGAUGCCUCUGGCACUUUGACCUCCAGGAUCAAGGGGACCCUGCAGAAGAAGCUUGGGAAGAAGGGGAAGAACACAGUGGAGCGGCAGGUGGGAGACAACGUCAUCUUCUUGAAGCAGGAGAACGGCACCCUGGGGCGGACCAACGUCAUGGAUGUCUUUAAUGAGCUUGAAGAGAAUGAAGCAGAGCAGGAAGGAGGAUUCUCUGACCAGGACGGAGAGGAUGACUCUCAGAACAGCACCACGGGGCACAAAGAUUCAAUUUUCAACCGACCUGGCUUGGGACACAUGGUGUUCAGAAGAAACUUCACCAUGGGUUUGACGGCACAGCACGAAGAGAUUUCCUACAACACUGAGAAUGAAGACAUCGGCUUUCGGAUACGGGAUGAGCUCUUUCAGUCGGAAGCCAGAGGGGAAGCCGAUGAGGGUUAUGAAGAGAAGGACACAAACCUGCCCUGGAACGAGGACGAGAUCGGACUGGAAGACGAGGAGGAGACAUCCAACCUGGCUGCCUUCCUGGCCUCGCUCAACCUGGUGGAGUUCUCCCCUAUCUUCAACCGGGAGCAACUGGACCUGGAGGCCCUCAUGCUCUGCUCCGACGAGGAUCUCAGGAGCAUCCACAUCCAGCUCGGGCCACGCAAGAAGAUCUUGGAGGCAGCCGGGCGUAGGAAGAGAGCCCUGACCCAGCCCAGCACAAUGGUGGACAGUCUGCUCUGAGGUGCGGAAAUCACAGCUAUCUCAUUGAUGGCACUCCACUCGGGGUGGUGUAGUCUAAAUCAGGGAUGGGCAACUCUGGCACUCCCAGAUCCAGUAUAUGUUCCAACUAUUUUUUAUAAUUGUUUAAUCGAACCAAUUAAACCUCCAUCCACGUCUUGAAGCAGUUAAUGAUUCCUUUAUACCUGUUAAAACUAGUCUAGCUGUGCUCUAGGCAGUGAUAAGAUAGCAAAGCUUCAAGCCUUGAAGAGGAAGAGGAGUAAAGGUGGAAGAGCAUGCUUUUUUUCAAACUCCCAAGCUUGGCCACUCAGCUUCUGUCUUACCCUAGACAGUCCUUGUUUUAGCAGUAAGACUAUGAUGACUAAAGUGACUAAAUUUGACAAUUUGUUCUUUUGUAACAUAGUAACACACCUUAAAAAAGAAUCCAGGGCGACUUAACUUUAUAUUACCCAUACUGAUAAAUAAUUUACAUUGUUAUAUUUAAAUAGGUGGUUGUUGCAAUCCAGGUGGGUUUGCUUGGUGCUGUAAAAUGCUCUUAAAAACCCAGCAGUGUCUUUUCCCAAGAUAUAUUCUGCAAGUUGUUCUAUGGCAUUUAGUUUCAAUUUCUGAAUUAGUUCCUCAGACACACAAAGCAUAGGGUUGCCAUGGCUAACGAGAAGGAUCGUCAUUCGUUUUAUGCAGACUGCACAUUAGACUUUGACCGGUUUAACUGCAGGUACUCAUUUACAGUUGAAUCACAUUAGGAUAGCAAUUAACUGUAUACUCCCAUCUCAAUCUUUCACAAAACUGUGACUAGAAAGCCACCCAUAACUUUGUUUUGUAAUGAUCUGUUUUAUAUCAAGUAUUUCUCCAACCUGUAACCUCAGUAAUGAGUCACCUAUACAAGGAAACAAUGGGCCACAUUCACCCCAAAGCAAAGUUUACAACCCUAUUUGCAAAAAAGAAAAUAUGUUGCAUACGUUACUUGACUAGCAAAAGAAAACUAAUGAUGUGUAAGGAACUUUACCUUAAAAUAUAAGGUUAUUUAUUUUGCAACAGAAUUUUUCUUUUAUAAAACAAAACAAACAAAUGCCACACUGGAGCAAAUGCUAAAUCAACCAGGCUUAAAAUACAGGUUUCCUGGUCACACACUUUUUACAUCAUUUUAAUAAAAAUAUCAAGGGGAAUUGUGUCUUUAGAAGCAUCUUUUUAAUAGUCAUCUACAGCUUCUUUAGAAGGCUUCAGAUAAAAUGCAUUUUAUUCUCUUCUGUAGAAUACUUCACAAAUAAUUUCCUCGCUAUAUGUAGUGUUCAAGUAAUUCCUGUGUAUUCACUGUUAGCAGUACUGUAAAGUCAUUUAAUUUGUUCCAAUUGUUGUGUUUGGUACGUAAAUGUGUAAACUUCUUUCAGUUGUGUAUUGUCCGCAGGAUUUAAAAUAAAAGAAAUUCUACAACUUC
Molecule: messenger RNA, 2896 nt
Organism: Acipenser ruthenus (sterlet)
Lineage: Eukaryota; Metazoa; Chordata; Actinopteri; Acipenseriformes; Acipenseridae
Gene: anks4b
Product: ankyrin repeat and sterile alpha motif domain containing 4B
Exons: 2
Coding region: 154-1464 (436 amino acids)
Molecular function (GO): protein binding
Source: RefSeq, a predicted model, not a curated record